This is a messenger RNA of Nerophis lumbriciformis (worm pipefish), 2352 nucleotides long. NCBI's taxonomy places the organism in Eukaryota, Metazoa, Chordata, Actinopteri, Syngnathiformes, Syngnathidae. The record is from RefSeq and is a predicted model, not a curated record.
AUGUGGAUUCAAGUGCGAACUAUGGAUGGCAAAGAAACCCACCGGGUGGAUUCGCUGUCCAAACUAACGAAGGUGGACGAGCUUCGGCUGAAGAUUUCGGAGCUCUUCAAAGUGGAGCAGGAUAGAAUGAGGCUGUUCUAUCGUGGCAAGCAGAUGGAGAACGGGCACACAAUAUUUGACUACAACGUGGGCCUUAACGACAUAGUGCAGUUGCUUAUUAGACAGAACGCUCCCCAUAUUGAAGUUCCCAAAAACAAGGACAAAGAUGCCGAGCUUUCGGACUCUGAUUCUGGCUGCGGCUCAACCCAGAGUGAGUCUGACAAGAGUUCGACCCAUGGAGAGAUGGAGGUUCAGACUCCUGGUACAUCCUCCCAAACAAACAACCCACAGCUACUGGAUCGUGGAUUUGGAUUUUACAAGGUGAAUGAAAUGGUGGAUGCGAGGGACUUGAAUAUGGGGGCGUGGUUUGAAGCUCAGAUUGUGGAUGUCACCAAGAGCCCCAAAACCCCUAAAGUGGAUCUGGAGGAUGAGUCAGAGCAUGAACAAGAGGAGAUUCUGUACCACGUGAAAUUUGAUGAUUACCCGGAGAACGGAGUGAUCCAGCUUCUGGCUAAGGAUGUUCGACCAAGGGCCCGGACUGUGUACCAGUGGGACCAGCUGGAGCCUGGUAUGAUCGCUAUGGUCAACUACAACCCAGAUGACCCCAAGGAGCGUGGCUACUGGUAUGAUGCUGAGAUCCAGAGGAAAAGGGAAACGCGCACCCUGCGAGAGAUUUAUGCUAAGAUUAUUCUAGGGGAGGCAGGCGACUCCCUCAAUGACUGCCGGAUCCUGUUUGUAACUGAAAUUUAUAAAAUUGAGGAGCCCGGGUCUCAAAGUGAUACACCUGCAGGAUCUGAGAGCCCAAUGAAACAAUACAUUUGUCUUCCAGGAUCAAAUGGACCAGAGUGCAAGCACUGCAAAGAUGAUCCUGAUAAAAACUGCCGCUGGUGUAACUGCAAUGUUUGCGGCAUCAAGCAGGAUCCUGACAAACAGCUUUUAUGUGAUGAAUGCGACCAGGCUUAUCACAUAUACUGCCUGAACCCACCACUAACCUCCAUCCCAGAGGAUGAAGACUGGUAUUGCCCGAAUUGUCGCAAUGAUUCAAAUGAGGUGGUGCGUGCUGGGGAAAAGCUGAAGGAGAGUAAGAAAAAAGCAAAGAUGGCCUCUGCUACCUGUUCAAGCCAGAGGGAUUGGGGCAAGGGAAUGGCCUGUGUUGGUCGAACGAAGCAGUGUACCAUUGUCCCUUCAAACCACUAUGGCCCAAUCCCUGGUGUUCCCGUUGGCUCAUUGUGGAAGUUCAGAGUGCAGGUCAGUGAGUCUGGCGUCCACAGGCCACAAGUAGCUGGGAUACAUGGCAGGAGCAAUGAAGGUGCCUUCUCUUUGGUCUUGGCAGGAGGCUAUGAGGAUGAUGUGGAUGACGGGAAUGAGUUUACUUACACUGGUUCUGGGGGACGAGACCUUUCUGGGAACAAGAGGACUGCAGAGCAGUCAUGUGAUCAGACACUUACAAACAUGAACCGUGCACUUGCUCUCAACUGCAAUGUUCCUGUCAAUGACAAGAAUGGUGCUCAGGCAAAGAACUGGAAGGAUGGAAAGCCAGUCAGAGUGGUUCGUAACUGCAAGGGUCGCAAGCACAGUAAAUACGCCCCCGAGGAAGGAAACAGAUAUGAUGGGAUAUACAAGAUUGUUAAGUACUGGCCAGCCAAAGGCAAAUCUGGCUUCUUGGUAUGGCGCUACCUCCUGAGGCGGGAUGACGAUGAGCCAGCACCAUGGACCAGAGACGGCAAGGAACGGAUCAAAAAGCUUGGUCUUGUGAUACAGUAUCCUGCUGGUUAUCAGAAGGAGAAGGAGAACAAAAAUGAAGUUGAAGAGGAGGAGACGCCCAGCAAGGCAAAGCGGAAGAGACGAUCUCAGGGCAACUCCACCAAGAACUCACCAGCCAAGAGUCCCAAGAAAGUGAAGGUGGAAGUUUACAAGCUGUCAGGAGAGCAGAAGGCACUCAUCAAAGAUGACACUCAAAACAAGAAAGUGUGGGAUGAAGCCAUGGAGUCGCUUUCACUUGGCCCGAAAUUUCUGAACAAAGUUGAAGAGGUUUUCCUUUGCAUUUGCUGUCAAGAAGUGGUCUAUCAGCCCAUAACCACUGAGUGCCAACACAAUGUGUGCAAGGAAUGCCUUCAGCGUUCUUUCAAAGCAGACGUGUACACCUGCCCGGCCUGCAGACAUGACUUAGGCAAAAACUACUCCAUGGCUGUCAACAAGCCGCUGCAAGAGAUCCUAAAUCAGUUUUUCCCAGGUUACAGCAAUGGUAGAUGA